UCACAAUGAAUACUCGCAAAUCUGAAACGUCAAAGACUGUAUCCGCCACUCCAGUCAAGCGGAGAUCGACAAGAAUCACUAAUCUCCCGAAAUCAGCUCCUAAAAUCGUAAAGCGAAGCUCCGUUCGCCUCAGAGGAGCUCCACAAUGCACAUAUAAAUCGGAUUCUUCUUCGUCCUCAUCAUCUUCAGAUUCUGAUGGAGAAGAUGAGUACGCCGCGACAAAAGACGAGCUGAAAGCCGUAGAUCACGAUAAUCAAAUGGAAAUCGAUUUUUCCGAUGAAAUCGGCGAGAAUUUCUCAGAAGAAGAUAGCUGCAGUGAUAAAGAAAAUAGAAGAGUUACAAGAAGCAGGACUCCGACAAGGCUUGAAGAGACUCCAUCGAAGAGGCUUGCUCGGGAAUUAAGUAAAGCUUCAGUGUCGAAAGUUUCCACUUCAAAAACUCUAUUCAAAGAGAGUAAAUCACCUCGAAAAGUUGAGAUUUCAAGGAAAACAAAUAAAGCUCGAGUAUUUCAAGAAGAAGAUGAUGACGAUGAAGAUGAUUUCAGCGAUGAAAUUGACGAGAAAUUCUAUUCGAAAACUAACAAAAGAACACCAAUCACAAUAAAGAUCCCUUCAAAAAUGAUAACCCAGAAAGUAACUCCACUAGUGAUCAGCAAAACGCCAGGUGGAACACUGAGAACCCGUAGAAGGGCACGCCAGAACAGUGAAGAACUCGAAGAUCUUGUGGAUCCACUGGAUUCCCGAUCGGCUUCAACUCUGAAAGAGCUGGCGAGCAGGCUUCAUCUCUCAAAGGUGCCCGAGAAGCUCCCAUGCCGAGAUAUUGAGUCUCGAGAAAUUGAGAAAUUCAUUCGAGAAGUUAUUGAUCCAAAACGUGGCGAGAGCUCUGCAAUGUAUAUUAGUGGAGUUCCAGGCACAGGGAAGACAGCCACUGUUCGAGCGGUCGUCAACUCGAUGAAAAAGAGCAAAAAGUGUCAGAAAUUCGUGUACGUCGAGGUCAAUGCGAUGAUCUUCAAAAAAACUGUAUUCGUAGAGAUUUACAACGGCAUCCAAGAAGAGUACAACAUCUCGAAAAAGCCUCAAAGAGCAAAAAUCACAGCUACCGCUGCUCGCCAAGAGCUCAACUCAAUUUUCAAGCGAGAAGAUCCGAAAAGACCGCCAAUUGUUGUGCUAAUCGAUGAACUGGAUAGUCUGUGCAAUAGAAAACAAGAUGUUCUCUAUGAUAUCUUUGAAUGGACAGCACUUCCACAAUCUAAAGUCACUAUUAUCGGUAUUGCCAACACUUUGGACUUCCCGGAACGAAUGCUUUGCCAACGGAAUGCUAGUCGACUUGACAAACGUCGCCUCGUAUUCCAGCCUUAUCAACACGAGCAAAUCGAGGAAAUUGUGCGUGCGAGGCUCCAAGGAUCCAAUUUAAUUGAUCCGAAAGCUGUUGAACUUGUCGCCAAGAAGGUCGCUAUGAACACUGGAGACUUACGGCAGGCUCUCGAUUUUCUGUGUCGAGCGAUUCGUGUUGCAGUAGAGAGAAAAUCGGAAAAGCUCGAGUUGUCGCAUGUGAUUGCUGCUCAGAAUGCGGUGCUGGAACCUCUUAAAUAUCGUCUUGUAAAGGGAUUAAGGCUUCAUCAAUUCACAUUGUUCCGGACAAUUGAAUCUAUGACCCGCGAACAAGAGGAGAUCAUCUUCGCAAACAUCUACAAAAACUACUGCAUAAUCUGCUCAGAAGUCUCUGGAAUCGGCCCGGCCACCGAUAGCUUCGCCUACGGAAUGCUCCUUCAACUGGCGAGCACUUCAUUGAUAAAUCUGUCGAAAGGAGAUCACGGAAUGAUGAAUCGACGUGUGAAGCUGGGAAUGACGUCGAUGGAAGCUGAAAAGGCGAUCAAAGCGGCGAUUGAGAAGAAUAAAUCGAUUUAUUCAAUUUAAAUUUUAUAUUUAUGUGUUAUCCUCCAAGGACGUUCUAUUUAGAUUCUUUUUUGACUUAUUUUGCAUUAAAAUUCCAAUUAAAAUAAAAUAUGGACUUUG
This is a messenger RNA of Caenorhabditis elegans, 2015 nucleotides long. RefSeq names its product Origin recognition complex subunit 1 (gene orc-1). NCBI's taxonomy places the organism in Eukaryota, Metazoa, Nematoda, Chromadorea, Rhabditida, Rhabditidae. Bases 6 to 1916 code for a protein of 636 amino acids. Gene Ontology annotation, molecular function: ATP hydrolysis activity; ATP binding. The record is from RefSeq and is marked reviewed. Gene Ontology annotation, cellular component: nucleus. The transcript is spliced from 4 exons.